AAAGUUCUAGCGGCCAGUCAGCCGGGAUUAGCGAUAAGGUGUAUUUUAUCAUCAGUACCAACAAAUUUUAUUUUAACUUUUUUUUUCCACAAUUGUAAUUUGUGUAUUCUGAUUGGUAAAAACCUAGUGCCCAUAGAGCUCCAUUACAGUGUAACCACAGGGGUUUGCAGGGGUGGAUCCCGAACUUAAACACACCCGUUCCCGGAGUCCCGAUAAAGGUCCUAUCCCCCCUUUUAGCUAAAAAAAAAGUAAUAAUUUAGGGAAAUAAUUCAGAAACGUUUCAUAUACACAUUGGCAGAUCCUUUCACUGACUUACAAUAAUCACGAUCGCCAUAUUUACGAUCAUUUUCAAUCGGAAGUUAAAAAAGAACUCAUUCAAUCACACGGAGAUUUUUUGCUGAAAUUACCCUGGAGACAAUUUUCGUUUUAAACUGUUACUGCCGCAACUUUUAGGGAACCGGAUUGUGGCGGGAACUUCAGUUAUCGCCCCAGACUUCCGUUAAGUGGAGACACCGAUUUAGAAAUGUCUUGCCAAAUACGGCGUAAUACGCCAAAAGUACCAUCUCCCAAAAAUUAGUAAUUAUAACUGAAAUGUAUCCAGUUCUUUAACUGGUGUGAAAAGGGUACCAAUAAAACUUACCUGAAGAUGAGGGAAUUGCAGUAAAUAAGCACUGCUAUUUGAACCAAUCAAAAUCAAGAAUUUAACUGAACAUAAUGAAGACAACCAAUCACAAAUGUGCUUGUCCAAGUGGGAGGGAUUUAUGAAAGAUGAUAAUAUUGUGGAAAUAGAGGAAUUAUGUUAUUCUUAGCUUUCAACCGAACCGUAAAGCAUGAAUUCUUCACUUAUUUCAACAAGUAUGUUUCCUGAGUAUUUACAAGAAGACACCAUGUAUGAUGAUCUUAUGUCAACAGACCAAACUGAUACAGAUGAAGCAGAUGAUAGACAAAAAGUAUAUACACCGCAGGCUAUGCACCCAGGUACACAGCCAAUGCCAGGUAAUUACCAGCAAAGCCAGUAUUACCAGUAUGCAUAUGAUUUUAACAGACCAGCAUUCUACCCUCAGUGCCAUCCUAGCAAUAACUAUCAACGAGCACAGAUGAUACAUAAUGAGCCAUAUGAUCUAAACAGACAAUCCCCAGACUUGCCAGUACCAGCCAGAUACAUGUAUGAGAUGAAUGUCGAUGUCAUUGCCAGGAAGCAGCAUGUUCCAAUGGCUGCAUGGGCUAAACCCACACCCCUAAAUAUGGCUAACCUGAUUGAUUCGUCUAAAUUUGAGCAUGUGUCACCUGCUGCCAGAGACAAAAUAUUAGCAGAAAGAAGCUUAUUUCAGUACUUUGUUAGAAAAGUUGUCGAGGAAACAGGCCUACGGACUGUGAAGGGAGAGGCCUUCAACACUUGUCUUCAGAAGCUUCAAGAAUAUAUUCCCAAUCUCUCAAGAGAGCGUGAUGUGAUUCGUAGAGUGAGAGAAUCAGUUAGAAAGAAUAUUAACUACAGACGGAAAAAAGAAGCAAUGUAUGGUGAAAAGAUUAAGCCAGCACCUAGCAGAAAACCAACAGAUUACCUUAACUUUGAUGACCAUCUGUCUCCAGAUGCUUUAGAAUUUGGCAAAAUAGUGUGUGUUACCUUCCAAGGGUUUCCUGUGGGUAAAGCCAAGAUAGCUGCAUAUCCUUCAAUUGAAUAUGGAAUGAGCGAUGACGACAGAAAAGACUUUGCCACUAUUCAGCUCGAGUUGAAGAAGAAAAACUCCAAGGUUGAUUACUUGCCAUGGCAUAAAGAGAAAAGAAGUUGGGAACAAUUAGGAAAAGGAUGCAGAACAGGAUGGAGAGUAGAAGAUUUGGUGCCAGUUGAAAGAUACGAUGAGUUUAUUAAAGAAUCUGCUAAGAAUAAGAGAGAUUUAGAGAGAGCAAGAAAAAGGCAGCGCAAAGAUACACCAGAAGUAGACCCAGAACCAGUAGUACCAGAACCAGUAGUAGCAGAACCACCAGUAGUAGAACCAGAAGUACCAGAACCACCAGUAGUAGAAGCAGAAGUACCAGAACCACCAGUAGUAGAACAAGAACCACCAGUAGUAGAAGCAGAAGUACCAGAACCACCAGUAGUAGAAGCAGAAGUACCAGAACCACCAGUAGUAGAAGCAGAAGUACCAGAACCACCAGUAGUAGAACCAGAAGUACCAGAACCACCAGUAGUAGAACCAGAAGUACCAGAACCACCAGUAGUAGAACCAGAAGUACCAGAACCAGAACCAGAAGUACCAGAACCACCAGUAGUAGAACCAGAAGUACCAGAACCAGAACCAGAAGUACCAGAACCACCAGUAGUAGAACCAGAAGUACCAGAACCAGAAGUAGUAGAACCAGAACCAGCAGUAGUAGAACCAGAAAUAGAAGCCGACCAAGAUGUAUCAAAAACUAUAAGAUAUGAACUGCAUGACUAUGUUGAAGUUAUUCUUCACUCAGAGAAAAAGAAUGGAACCAGUAAAAAAUUCUAUGCAAUGGUUAUUGACAUACAGCCUUUGGAGGUUAAAUUUUUAAAAGACACCAGCUUAAAAUGUGUAAAGAUAUGGCCAAGAAUUCAGGACACAAGUGUGAUAGACCAUUGCAAUGUUAUCCGUCUUUUGUCAACACCACAUCUGGACCAAAGGGAAAGACUUCAUUUUAGUGACUAAUCAUACUUCAAACAUGUUUAACUUCACUCAUGUUGGACUUUAUAUCUUGUAUAAUCUUAUACAGGAUAUUCAACUUGUUAUUGUUAUUAUUGUUAUUUUUGUUAUUGUUAUUGUUAUUUUUGUUAUUGUUGAUCAAUAGUU
Mytilus trossulus (common blue mussel) is the source of this 2810-nucleotide messenger RNA. RefSeq lists its product as uncharacterized. Lineage: Eukaryota; Metazoa; Mollusca; Bivalvia; Mytilida; Mytilidae. The record is from RefSeq and is a predicted model, not a curated record. The transcript has 12 exons. Bases 831 to 2669 code for a protein of 612 amino acids.